Nymphaea colorata (pocket water lily) is the source of this 2054-nucleotide messenger RNA. RefSeq lists its product as uncharacterized. The transcript has 8 exons. The record is from RefSeq and is a predicted model, not a curated record. The coding region runs from base 707 to 1717 and encodes 336 amino acids. NCBI's taxonomy places the organism in Eukaryota, Viridiplantae, Streptophyta, Magnoliopsida, Nymphaeales, Nymphaeaceae.
AAAACUGGAAGCUUUUGGGAAGUGCGGGAGUUUGGAGUCCGGAGGCGCUGAGUCAUUGCUGUGGGCCGGAGGGAGGGCGCCAUGUAUCCUGAUCCGACGGCCAUGAGUCGCCCGAUUGGACGGGAGCCUGGACUCCGUUCAACUCGACACUAGCCACGUGUCCGCUUGCCUCCUUCGCAGAUUACGACGAUCAGUUCUCCAUUUCCUCGCGAUUAACUUGCGGCGACUCGAAGUAGAAGAAUAUCCCGAGAUUCUGGCUCUCGCUCCCUCUCAAUCUCGCCGUCGCUGCUCUUCGUCUCUUGCGUUCCCUCCGCACCCCUCUCUCUGUCUCAUUGGCAGCACCCCAAGAAGAAGAAGUGGUCGUCUUCUCCGAUUGGUCCUCUGAUCGAUCUUCAUUCUGAAACCCGUCGAUUGCAAAAAAUGCCUGGGUUUUAAUGGAUGGAAGCGGUUGUCCUGCUUCUUGAUCGUGGAAUUUCUUAGACGAUGGAGAGUCUAGAGAGCAUUGUGCUCUAUAUGUCAAUAUCUCUAGGACUCCAUGUUUACAAAGUGAAAUAGAUAUCUCUGACGCGGGAUGAGUCCUUUUCGGCAUCCGGGGGACGCAGAUCUCUGAUCGAACCAGAGGGGAGUUCCAUAAGAAGGUUCGACUGUUUCUGGUUUCCUUCCGGCAUCUCUCUCUCUCUCUCUGAGAAGUCGCAACCGGAGGAGAAUGUCGUGCAUGAACGAGCAUGCUCUGAGAAUGAGUUCGUCUUCCAAUUUGGAUCGGUUUCUGGACUGCACGACUCCAUCAGUACCUGCCAUCCCUCUGAAGAAGGGGAUGGAGGAGAGCAGGGCGUGGGAGCCUCUGGAGGAGAUGCCGACCCAAUACUUUGGGUUGGGUGAUCUUUGGAGGUGCUUCGACGAGUGGAGCGCGUACGGUGUAGGCGUGCCCGUGCUCGUCAAUGGCAAGGAGAGGGUGGUGCAGUACUACGUCCCCUACCUCUCCGCGCUUCAGAUCUACACCACCACUCCCCUUAAGACGGCCCUCUCCAACCCUCUCAGAAACCGUCAGGGGGAAUGCAACGACUCCGAUACGCACAUCGGAAGUGAGACUAGCAGCUCGAGCGAUUCCGAGAGCAGUCGGUCGCUGAGCUUCAGGAGCAGCGGGAGCGGCAGCAGCGAAAAGUCAGAAUCGUGGGAUUGUGGGUCCGAUGAUUCGAUGGGGGAGCAGGACAGCUCCUGGUGCCCAAGGGGCCGGCUGGGUCACCUCUAUCUCGAAUAUUUUGAGCACGCGCCUCCCCAUGCCAGAGCCCCCCUCCUCCAAAAGAUCAAUCAGCUGAGCCAGGAAUAUCCGGAGCUAUACCGCUUGAGAAGCAUCGACCUUUCUGCAGCCAGUUGGAUAUCCGUGGCGUGGUACCCUAUCUACCACAUCCCUGCUAGACGAGCGGUGCGGGAUCUGUCAGCGUGUUUCCUCACUUACCAUACGCUUUCGUUUCCCUUUCAAGACAGCCACGACGAGUCUCCACCAAAUGCUGCUGCGGAGAAGGAAGAGCCGUCGUCCGUGAUCCGGCUGCCACCAUUCGGUGUCGCCACGUACAAGCUGAGCGGGGAGGUGUGGUUGUCGGACGCUGCCUGGGACCAGGAUCGCAUCUACUCACUGUGGACCUCCGCCCUGUCCUGGCUUGCUCAGCUGCAGCUUCACCACCCCGAUUUCCGCUUCUUCCUAGAGCACAGAGAAUAAACAAACCACCUCUCUCGCUCGCUCGCUUCUCUUACUUUCUCGCUCUCGCUCUCUCCCAUGACAGUGACACCCGUAGGGCUACUACGUACCGUUGCUUGCUCCCUGUAAUAUGACGACCCCCGCUUCCUUGAACACAGAGAGGGAGAGCGUUGGAGGUUUCCGUUGUGAAUAGUUUUCGUGGUUUUUGACCGACUCUUUUCGAUUACUAAUGUUAGGUUGCAUGUACCCCUGUGGAUGCUUGGUGAUGCACGAUCUGAUGAAAGUCAGAGAUAGCCGCCCUCCAUGUUUAAUAGUGAACGUUUCCUUGCUUGAGGACAAUGUCUUUCGUUGUUUUUCA